Molecule: messenger RNA, 645 nt
Organism: Adineta ricciae
Lineage: Eukaryota; Metazoa; Rotifera; Eurotatoria; Adinetida; Adinetidae
Source: the annotation of a GenBank genome assembly
AUGUAUGCAUCUCCAUUCACAAUGGAUACAAAUCGUGCUCAUGGUUCAUUACAUGAACAAUACAAACGUAAAACGAUUUUAACUGUCGAACGUGCAUUUCCUUACGUCAAAACUCGCAUCGCAAUUAUCGAUCGUGAACGUUUAAUAUUAAGUCCAAUUGAAGUUGCGAUUGAAGAUUUACAAAAGAAAACUGAUGAAUUACGUUUAGCUAUUCAACAAGAACCUGCGGAUCCGAAAAUACUUCAAAUGGUUAUUCAAGGUUGUAUUAGUACUGCUGUCAAUCAAGGUCCAUUAGAAGUUGCAAAUAUCUUCUUGAAUCCAAUUAUGAAUGGAGUUGAUCAUCCAAAUAUUCAUCAUAAUCGUUUACGAUUGUGUUUCAAAGAAUUUACUCGAAGACUUGCUGAAGCAUUGAAACGGAAUAAAACAUUAAUUCAAGCGGAUCAACGAGAAUAUCAAAAAGAUUUAGAAAAUAAAUUUACAAAAUUCACUGAAAGCCUUCAACCACUUCUAUGUGCAUGUAAACAAUCAACAAUGAUGGAAACAACGAACAAAAAUUUGAAGAAAGUUCAACCAUCUCGAUCAUUUAAUAAUGGAACAUCAACAAAUGGAAAUAGCAUUGUACCUGAUGAAGAAGCAUCAAAUUAA